Messenger RNA from Nycticebus coucang (slow loris), 3626 nucleotides. RefSeq names its product tissue factor pathway inhibitor (gene TFPI). Gene Ontology annotation, molecular function: serine-type endopeptidase inhibitor activity. NCBI's taxonomy places the organism in Eukaryota, Metazoa, Chordata, Mammalia, Primates, Lorisidae. Gene Ontology annotation, cellular component: extracellular region. Bases 280 to 1032 code for a protein of 250 amino acids. Gene Ontology annotation, biological process: negative regulation of peptidase activity. The transcript has 7 exons. The record is from RefSeq and is a predicted model, not a curated record.
CAGUGAUCUCUGAAAAAGACUCUGAGGCUCCCUCUCUGCUCCAAUAGACAGGAGGGACUUAGGGCUGGAUAAUCAUCAAAUUCUUACCUCGCCCUUUCACUGCUGGGGGAUCAGAUUGCAUUUCUUUCAGUAUUCUCCGCUUCCCAGUUUCUUGAUCUAGUUAAAGGAAGUAGAAAAAAUAAAUCCUCUCUUUAGUACCUCGAAGGAAAACAACAUAACCUCAAUGCCGCUUUGAAAAAAAAAAUCUUUCCAAGAACUUUCUUCAGAGAUUUUACUCAAAUGAUUUAUACAAUGAAGAAAGAACAUGUUUUUUGGGCUUCUCUGCUGCUCAGUCUUGCCCCUGCCGCUCUUAGAGCUGAUCCUGAGGAAGGUGAAGAACAUACGAAUCUCACAGAUACUGAGUUGCCACCACUGAAACCUAUGCAUUCAUUUUGUGCAUUGAAGGCUGAUGAUGGCCCAUGCAAAGCAAUGAUGAAGAGAUUUUUCUUCAAUAUUUUCACUCAACAGUGUGAAGAAUUUGUAUAUGGGGGAUGUGAAGGAAAUCAGAAUCGAUUUGACAGUCUGGAAGAAUGCAAAACAACAUGUGUAAGAGGUUAUCUAAAGAAGAUUACAAGGACAACAUUGAUCAAAGAAAAGCCAGAUUUCUGCUUUUUGGAGGAAGAUGCUGGAAUUUGUCGAGGUUACAUUACCAGGUAUUUUUAUAAUAAUCAGUCAAAACAAUGUGAACGUUUCAAGUACGGUGGAUGCCUGGGCAACCAAAACAACUUUGAAACACUGGAAGAAUGCAAGAAUACCUGUGAGGAUACGUUGAAUGAUUUCCAGGUAGAUGAUUAUAGAACCCAGGUUAAUACUGUAAAUAACAACUCCUUGACUCCCCAACCAACCAACGUUCCCAGCUUAUUUGUUACAAAAGAAGGAACAAAUGAUGGUUGGAAGAAUGCCGAUCACAUGUACCAAGUCUUUCUGCACGCCUUCUGCAUUCACGCAUCCAUGUUCUUUUUAGGGUUGGAUAGCAUUUUGUGCACAUGCUAAUAUUUGUGCUUUGGGGAUAUCCUUAAUAUUUAUAUGUCUAUGUAUUGCAUUCGACAGCAUGACAUUAAUAAUGUUUUAAUGACAUUAAUAAUAUUUACAUGCAUAUUUAGUAUAGUCUCACUACAUCUCACUCAUAAAUGUUUAACUACCAAAGAAAAACUAAUAUUCUCAGUGUUUUUUAACAUCGUCCUGCUGGAAGAGGUGUUACGCUCAGAAAAGACUUCAGUGACAACCAAACAACAUCGUGGAUACAGUCAAUUUCCCGAUCUGCAAGAGAAUGUUGUCACCCAUUUGGCCUCUUUUUUGAGAUGAUUACGCGUGGAGGAAUAGUGCAACUAUGGAAAUAUUGUGAAAAGAAAAUGUCCCCCAUCAACUAAAGAGUUACACAUUCUGCUGCAGACCCUAGUGAAUCACGAGUACUCCGGACAAUUCUGAAAAACCUCACUUCAUCCAUAUUCCACUUCCAUAGUUCUAAAUCCGUAUCCUUCCUUUCAUAAUGUGCUCUCAGACCAAGAGGCAGAAAAACAUCCACCGUGAUCUAAAUAUGCCUUCAUAGGACAUCUGGAGCCUCCUCAGCUGAUUUCCUUACAAGCUGGCUUUCCAAAUAUAGAUAACAGAUUUUGGAGAGCACCCAUCAAGCCUCUACUUCCUGACAGGAGUGCUGGUGAGGAACAAAAAUGUGGCACGUCACCUCUGCCAGACCUGCUGCCGUCCAAAUGCAGUCACCCUAGCCGACCACCGCCUACCUUUCUAAUCCCUUUCUUCCUGGACCAUUUCUAGUCUUAACAAAGAUCUUUUUUUUCCCUUAGUUAUUAAGUGUCCUCCAGACAAAUAUUUCUCCAGCUUGACUAAUACACAGAUGUUGGGGUUUGUUGUUGUUUGAUUUUGGUUUUGAGACAGAGCCUCAAUCUGUUGCCCUGGGUAGACUGCCACGGUGUCAUAACUGACAGCAACCUCAAAAUCUUGGGCUCAAGAGAUCCUCUUGCCUCAGCCUCCCAAGUAGCUGAGACUAGAGGCUCCCACCUCCACACCUGGCUACUUUUUCUAUUUUUAGUAUAUAUGGGCUCAGGCUGCUCUUGAACUCCUGAACUCAAGCAAUCAACCUGCUUCAGCUUUACAAAGUGCUAGGAUUACAGUUGUGAACCACCAUGCCAAACUACAAACAUAUUUUAAAAAGAAAAAUAACCAACUUUUGAUUUGUAACCCAAAUUAUUUUACAUAAUAUCAGUUUGUAUUAAUAAGUAAAACAGUAGGAAGAAAUGCCAUAAGCUUGUGCUCAUUAUACAACCAUAAACCAAAACCUAUUUAUAAAUUAGUACAACACAAAGUGUAAACUAAUAAAUAACACUAAUUUAAUAAAUUUUUAAUUUGUAAAAACAAUAAAAAUCCUUGUUAUAAUAUGAAUUUGUUAUUAAUUGCUAUAGGGAGGGUUAGGAAAGAGGUAGCAUAGUUAAGAAAAGUCUUUACUACUCUCUGUAGUGUGUAAUUCUCUCCUCUUUUUCUAUUUGAAUACUGAACGAUCUUUGCAGAAAUGAACUUGAGAAGCAUUGAUAUAAAAAGUGUCAGGUGGCGCCUGUGGCUCAAGGAGUAGGGUGCCAGUCCCAUAUGCCGGAGGUGGCAGGUUCAAACCUAGACCCGGUCAAAAACCACAAAAAAAAAAAAAAAAAAACAAGUGUCCAUUAGGAAAAUUUCAACUGUAUUUUUAUGGAUAUAGCAGAGUGAGGUUUCUAGAUUUUGAUCAUAUCUUUUACCAUUAAAUGGAUCUCACUGACCAGGGCAAGUCUGAGUGAUCACACGCAUAAAAGUAUGGAAUUUGGGUGUGUCAUUUCUGGAAUCAGUCCACGUCCAACAUCCCAAUCCAAAAAUUCUUGCCUUCAAGUGAUAACUCUCUAAUUAUCUAAUAUUAUUUGGUCCAGCACUGCUUCGCUUCCGACUUGUUUCUAGCCUCCUUAUCUACUGACCUAUUUUAAUUAGAUACCUUUCUCUCCCUUUCAAACUUAGUAAACAUUAACUUCAUGUAUGCAACUGACAGUAUGAUGCAUCUAUUACAUUCUGAACCUGAGCUUCAAAGAUGAGGGAAUUUGGAGAUCGGUUAUGAAAUAGAAGUUUUAAAAUAAUUUUCUUAGUUUGUUUUCAGAAUGACUAACUGUAAUGGUAAAGAGCAUUGGGUCUAUGCAUGGACAAUUAUGGUUUUUAAUUCCAGUUCUGCUAUUUGAAGACUCAUUAUGGCCUUGAAAAAAAUCAAACCACUUCAUUCAGCCUCAGGUUCUUCAUUUGUUAUAUGUAAGAGAAAUAUAUGAAAACUUUGUGAAGAUUGUAAUGAUAUAUAAACCUCUUAACCCAGUGUUUCACACACAAUAAGAGCUCAAAAUAUUAAUUCCUGAGUUUUAUUAUGGUGAUCACCCAUUUGUAUCUGAACUUGCAGUAGAAAAAAUAAAAUAAUUAGAAGGAUUACUUAUAUGCAUUUUAUUAUUGAUGAUUUACUAUAACUAACAUCUAUAACUUUGAACUGAAGUACCUUCAUUGAAUAUAUUUUAUGCUAUGAUUACCUGAAAUAAUAUACAUAACACUUGUAAAAAUCAAAAAUUAUUAAA